UACUUGUGAAUUUGGAACUUGUGAACUUCACAAGUUUAUACUAAUCUAUUGCUCUAUUUACAUUUAUAUAACCUAAUAACAACCGGGGAAACAAUCGUACGAAUUUAAAACGAUUAACGGAUUCGCGAACGUAGACGCAAAUCGAUCAUAAUCAAAAUAUUGAAGUAAAUGAAGUGAAAAUUAAUGAGUUUAAUAUGGAAACUUCGUUAGAUGAAAUGUUUAGUCAGCCAAAAGAAAAUGAUAACAAAGAAUGUGACGAUUCGUCGUAUGGAACAAAUACAUCAACGACUUCCUUAUCAAAUUAUUCGCCAUUAUCGUCGUCGUCGGCAUCAUCAUCGUCGUCGUCGUCGUUGACAAGUAAAUCCUCUACGCUGGAAAGAAUGAACCCAACGAUACUAAGCUUUGGUGGAAGUGAUUACCCUCAAGUCAUACAGGAAGGUGCACAACAUGUUAGUCAACAGGUGCUCCAGCAAUUAGGUUUUAAUAUUUACGAUGAUAAUUUAAUUGAUAUCAAUUACAAUGACCACCAACCUACAACCAACAUAGUGUAUAACAAUAGUUGCCCUCCCUUACUGGUCGGCAGCAGCAUCAACAACAAUAAUAAUAAUUAUAAGGAGAUCACGGCGAAAUUAUUAUCCAAUGACACAAACUUAUACAUUGAUGAUGAUUUCUUAUUGAGCUACUUAAGUCAUCCAACAGACAACUCCCAGAAUGUGACAUUAACAACUUCACCAUCAUUUUUUGCACCUUCAUCGUCCCAUAUCGUUGAUUCAUCAUCAUCACCAUUAUUAACACCGUCAUUACAUGAUUCGGUCUAUAAUGUCCCGCAGAUACAAAGUAGUUCUUCCUCGAAUACGACAACUGCUAGAAGGCCAUCAUCGAUAUGUGUAAAUGAAGAUGCACAUAUGUACACGGACACAUCUACAAAUGUUGGUGGCAUUUGUUUAAAAUUUGAGUAUAUGUUUGAAAAUGAAAAAUUGAUACAAGUCCAACCCCCACCGCCACCCAUAAUUUCGCAGUCGAAUACAGUGGCGACGCCAGUAUCAUCAUUUGAAACCAUGGAUUGUAAUAAUCCACGUUUAGUGGACCAAAUCUCUUCUCCAACAAUACCACAUCAGGAACAACAGUUAAAUACGACCAAUACAAAUGAAAGUUGUUACAUGGAAGUAAAUAAUGAGCCGGAUGAGCUUUCAUUAUGUAUACGACCCGGUGCCUUACACAAACAAAAAGGAGAGCCAACUUACGCAACUGUUUCCUUUGAGAGCUCGGAUGAAUCCCUGUCCCGCUACAAGUGCAAUUAUGAAAAUUGCAAUCGAAGUUAUAGCACUAUUGGCAAUUUAAGGACGCAUUUGAAAACACAUAAGGGUGAAUAUCGAUUUAAAUGUACAGAAGAAGGAUGUGGCAAGGCAUUUCUGACCUCAUACAGUCUCAAAAUUCACAUAAGGGUCCACACUAAAGUCAAACCAUACGAAUGUAAUGUGAGCGGAUGUGAGAAGGCCUUCAAUACACGUUACAGACUACACGCCCACUUGCGCUUGCAUAACGGUGAGACAUUCAAUUGUGAACAAUGUCAAAAAUGUUUCACAACGUUAAGUGACUUGAAGAAACAUAUGCGCACUCAUACACAAGAGAGGCCAUAUAGGUGUCCAGAGGAUGCAUGUGGCAAAGCCUUUACAGCGUCGCAUCACCUAAAAACACACAUACGCACCCAUACGGGAGAGAGGCCAUAUCCUUGCGAAGAGACGACAUGCCAAAAGUCCUUUAGUACUUCGCAUAGUCUAAAGUCACAUAAGAAGACACAUCAAAAACAGAUGCAGAAUCGAGGCCCCAGAGAAAGAAAGAAUAGAAAUCGGAGCAGAAAAAGCGUUAAAUUCCAAGGCAAUAACGACGAUAAGCAUGCUGUUAAGCAAGAGAGCGCAGCUGAUGAAACAACUUCCACCUAUAAUAGCAGUGAAUUUGAGGGAAGUGAAAGUUAUAUGAUGGGAAAUGAGAAAGGCUCUUUGGAAUUGGUAAAAGCUGAGGCAAUUGAGUGCAGCAUCGAUGAGUUGUAUGCUGCGCAAGUAGCGGAAAUAAAAAGAUCGCAGUAUACAGCAUUGGCUCCGAAAAUCGAAAUGCCUUUGCCCGAACUGGGCCAAGCAUAUCAGCUAUUUCAUGCUGAGGAAGAAGUAACUGCCCCCUCUUGGCACAUAGGCACACUAGAGUCAAGGCCCAUACUACCUACAGCUCCAGUAACACCGGCUUGUGUCGCCAUACCCACCGAAGUUCCAAGUUAUGUGAAUUUACAAGGCAAUUAUGAAAACGCCAUGCAAGCCAUUAACACGAAUAUGCCAUAUCAGACAAAUGUAUCAAACGGAGGAAUGGAGGUGGACGCUGAACAGUCCCAACGCAGUAUUACCAAUACCCAAAACCAGACAUGUGAUACAUAUCAUCAAGUUCAAGGAGCCAUUGCAACAGCAAACCCCACGGUCGACAACUUGCCCCUUCAAGAGAACAUUGAAGACCUACUAAUGGGAACAGACUACAGUAGCGAUGCGGAUAUGGAAACAGAAUCUUUGCUGAACGAAAUUUUAAUGGCCAUUGAUAACAACACAAGUCUAUUGCAAGAAACGCUUCAAAAAGCCGAUGAAGUGGCCACCGGAGAUACGGGUUUAAUCGAGGUCGAUUUACGUAACAGCAAACCAACAUUGCAGCAAAUUACAGCCGACGCAGGAAUUUGUAGCUGUGUGAACUGUAAGUGUGACCAAACCAAAAAUUGCCAAGGAGGAUGUUCCUCGGACAAACCAUGUACCAACAAAUCGACCCAUCGCCAUCAGCAAUCCAAACCUACACAGAAGGGAUGUUGUGGUUCCAACGAUAAAAGGCCCAAUAAGACAUCGAGCAAACGGGAGUCGGAAAUGAAUCAGAAUAUAGAAGAUGUGGCCUUGUUAUUGCAAAACCUUGCCUCAAUGGAUGGCAAAGGAAGUUGUUGUGGCGGAAAUUCGCCCAAAAACAUAUCGUCAGGGUGUCCGCUUUCGACUGAUAAAUCCUCAUCAGGAUGUUGUUCGCAACAGUCUCUGCAAGCUACAAAAUCGAAUUGCUCAAGCCCCAUCAAUAGAUCCCAAACCUCUGCCGCUUCUUCUUGCUGCUCAGCGCCAAGAGAAAAGCCGACUGUUGAAGUUAAUUCAAGAAUUUGCUGUUCAACUGAACGCAGAGAUAUGCCACCGCCACCACCACCACCGACCAAAUCUGUGAAAAGCGAGAGUUGUACCUGUAAAAGUCCUUCUGAGGGUGUAGCGAAUGGUUGCUGCGUUGUUAUAUGCAUUAAAACGUUGAGAGCAUUGCGCAAAGUUCUAACUAAGAAGCAUCUUAAUCUUGUUCUAUGUCCACAAAAUCAACCAAUUUCGAAUGUUUAACAUUUUUGAAAAGAGAGAACGUGCUUGUAACUCUCCAUAUAUUUACCCUUCUACUUACCCCCCAUAUAAUGCUCGUUUGCUUCAAGAAUGGCACAUCUGUAAGAUAUCAAGCAUUUCUUUUUAUAUCACUCAUGACUGGAGAGCAAUGAAAUAGCCAUACAAGUGGUAAACUCUAUAGCUAGAGUCCAAAUUUUUAUGUAACAUUGAAAUUUCCACCAUAUGUAUUGUUUUUUUUCUAAAUUCAGUGGAAUUUUGCAAUUAAAUUUAAGUUUGUUUCCCUAUAACGUCUUGGGAACCUUGUUUGUUUAUUUUUCUAACAAUAGGCUUUAGUGCGAAAAGAAAAAGCUCUGGCAUUAUAUUAUUUUGCAUACAAAUUCGGGACUCUAGCCAUUGCCUGGUUUGUGUAUGCCUACUGUGUUAAACCAAUCCCUCCAAAUUGAUGAAAUUUUUUGAACUAAACUACUAUUUUAUAAAUUCUAUUGUAUUCAAUUCAAUUGGUUCUCUUAAGGAUGCUUGUUAAGAUAUAACUUGUGUGUAAUUUAGUACUGUUUUUGUUUUUUUGCUGUUUUCUUACUUAUUAUUGAUUCUUUUUUGUUUUUGUUUUUGUUUUCUUUAGACUGUAGUUUCCUAUGUAAUUAGCUCUGUGCCAAAUAAAAACAUGUGUGUAUUUUAUAUAUUAAAA
This is a messenger RNA of Stomoxys calcitrans (stable fly), 4074 nucleotides long. RefSeq names its product sex-determining transformer protein 1 (gene MTF-1). Gene Ontology annotation, biological process: central nervous system development; regulation of transcription by RNA polymerase II. The coding region runs from base 195 to 3392 and encodes 1065 amino acids. The record is from RefSeq and is a predicted model, not a curated record. Gene Ontology annotation, molecular function: DNA-binding transcription factor activity, RNA polymerase II-specific; RNA polymerase II cis-regulatory region sequence-specific DNA binding. The transcript is spliced from 5 exons. Lineage: Eukaryota; Metazoa; Arthropoda; Insecta; Diptera; Muscidae. Gene Ontology annotation, cellular component: nucleus.